Aspergillus costaricaensis CBS 115574 is the source of this 270-nucleotide messenger RNA. RefSeq lists its product as uncharacterized. The coding region runs from base 1 to 270 and encodes 89 amino acids. Lineage: Eukaryota; Fungi; Ascomycota; Eurotiomycetes; Eurotiales; Aspergillaceae. The transcript has 3 exons. The record is from RefSeq and is a predicted model, not a curated record.
AUGGACCGUCGGUCCAAACUCAAAGACGGUGAAAAAGGCGAGUCCGUCGCCUCUGCUGCUGAUGUAGUAAAUGCUCUCCGCCUACGAGAUUUCAUACAUGAUGCUGUUGCUGUUGCUGCUGCUGCCACUAACACCAUAGAUCAGCCGCUAUAUCUAAAGAAAGGGGGAAAAGGAACUGCGAGAAGAAGAACCUUGAACCAUUUCUUUUCCUGUCCAGCCGACCCUGCUUCUGGUUACGAUGCUGACGCCGUUUCCGUUGUCCUAGACUGA